CGCUGUUCCUUUUCUCUGCUACUCCAGUGGCCUUCCUCCUCAAACUAAUCGACGGCUGUUUCUUUUUGGUCUCUGCAAUCUUCUCCGAUUCUUUCUCAGUUCCUAUCACUUGUCAAUCGCAGGUCAGCAAGCCCUCCUUUGACCUACCGCCGCGCCAUUGUUUCUCUCUUUAUAUAUAUUGCCUAAGCGCCUUUGCGUUCUGCUUUUUUCUGAUUUCAAUUUGGUUUAUUUGGGGUUUUGACUGGAUCGGAUUUGUGUGUUCGUCGAUCGAGCAGGAAGAUGGGUAGCUCCGGCGCGAACACAUUUAAGCUGGCGGAUCAUCCGAAGCUGCCGAAGGGGAAGACGAUAGCCCUGAUUGUUUUGGAUGGAUGGGGUGAGGCUAGCCCCGAUCCCUACAACUGUAUCCAUACUGCUGAGACUCCUACCAUGGAUUCCUUCAAGAAGACUGCUCCCGAGAAGUGGAGAUUGAUUAAGGCCCAUGGAACUGCAGUGGGUCUACCUAGCGAGGAUGACAUGGGCAACAGUGAAGUUGGUCACAAUGCACUUGGAGCUGGGCGCAUCUAUGCUCAAGGUGCCAAGCUUGUUGAUUUUGCCUUGGAAUCCGGAAAGCUUUAUGACGGGGAGGGUUUCAAGUAUAUCAAGCAAUCCUUUGAUAAGGGAACACUGCACCUCAUUGGGUUACUGAGUGAUGGUGGAGUUCACUCCAGGCUUGAUCAAGUGCAGCUGUUGCUUAAAGGUGCCGCUGAGCGUGGUGCCAAAAGGAUUCGCCUUCACAUUCUUACUGAUGGACGUGAUGUGAUAGAUGGUACAAGUGUUGGCUUUGUAGAAACCCUUGAGAAUGAUCUUGCCAAACUAAGGGAGAAUGGUGUUGACGCACUGAUUGCAUCUGGUGGAGGUCGCAUGUAUGUGACAAUGGAUCGUUACGAGAAUGACUGGAGUGUUGUGAAACGAGGGUGGGAUGCCCAAGUUCUUGGUGAAGCACCUCACAAGUUUAAGAGUGCAAUAGAAGCUGUGAAGAAGCUGAGGGAAACUCCCAAGGCCAAUGACCAGUAUUUGCCUCCUUUUGUUAUAGUUGAUGACAGUGGCAAGGCUGUGGGUCCAAUUGUUGAUGGUGAUGCAGUUGUCACAUUCAAUUUCCGUGCCGACCGUAUGACUAUGCUUGCAAAGGCACUCGAGUAUAAGGACUUUGACAAAUUUGAUCGUGUGAGAGUUCCUAAGAUUAAUUAUGCUGGUAUGCUCCAGUAUGAUGGCGAGUUGAUGCUUCCAAGUCAUUACCUUGUGUCUCCUCCCGAGAUAGAGAGGACUUCUGGUGAAUAUUUGGUGCACAAUGGUGUUAAAACAUUUGCCUGCAGUGAGACCGUCAAGUUUGGUCAUGUUACUUUCUUCUGGAAUGGAAACCGCUCAGGUUGUUUCAAUCCAGAAAUGGAAGAAUACGUUGAGAUUCCAAGUGAUGUUGGGAUCACAUUCAACGUACAACCGAAGAUGAAAGCAUUGGAGAUUGCAGAGAAGGCUCGGGAUGCUAUCCUCAGUGGGAAAUUCCAUCAGGUUCGUGUUAACAUACCAAAUGGAGACAUGGUGGGACAUACUGGAGAUGUUGAAGCUACAGUUGUUAGUUGCAAGGCUGCUGAUGAAGCCGUCAAGAUAAUGAUUGAUGCAAUCGAGCAAGUUGGUGGAAUUUUCGUAGUCACAGCAGAUCACGGAAACGCUGAGGACAUGGUUAAGAGGGACAAAUCUGGAAAGCCUCAGCUUGACAAGAAUGGCAAAGUCCAAAUCCUGACCUCCCACACUCUCCAGCCUGUUCCAAUUGCAAUCGGCGGCCCAGGGUUGGCACCUGGAGUGAGGUUCCGCAGUGAUGUUCCUACCGGUGGACUUGCAAAUGUUGCCGCAACUAUGAUCAAUCUCCAUGGAUUUGAGGCACCAAGCGACUACGAGACGACCCUCAUUGAAGUGGUGGAUUAAGUAGAGAGGAUUUUGAGAUAUGAACCAAUCUGCAGAACUUCUGGUUUACUUACUAGUUUACUGUUGAAUGUGUCAACUGUUAAACGCAAUCGUUGGAGAAUACCACCAUCAGGUGGGUAUUUGCCUUUUCCCAUUUUAGGUUAAAAAUAAGCCAUUUUUGACGGUAUCUACUGCCCUUCCAGGGCGGCUGUUAUUAGUCUCUAUAUUACUUCUGAUUAUCCUCCUUUAACUCCGAGACUUUAUUAUACCUGAGAAAAAGGGACGUAAAAUGCUGUUGGCCUUCUUUUUACUCUCGGCCGUCAUCUGGUUUUGAUGUUUGCCUGUUUGGGUAACAAUGUUUAUUUAUGUCUGAAAGAAAGAUAGGGAAGAGUGUUUAAUCGCCAUUAUAGCGCGGAACACCAUACUUUGUAAGGCAGAGUCUGGUGUUACAUCAAAUCACUGUAAGUUGAGAAUAGAGGGGAAAAAAUCCCAUAAUACACUUAUUAUUAAAAA
This is a messenger RNA of Linum trigynum, 2451 nucleotides long. The record is from the annotation of a GenBank genome assembly. Lineage: Eukaryota; Viridiplantae; Streptophyta; Magnoliopsida; Malpighiales; Linaceae.